Messenger RNA from Vigna unguiculata (cowpea), 597 nucleotides. Its product is annotated as chymotrypsin inhibitor 3-like. Lineage: Eukaryota; Viridiplantae; Streptophyta; Magnoliopsida; Fabales; Fabaceae. The record is from RefSeq and is a predicted model, not a curated record. Gene Ontology annotation, molecular function: endopeptidase inhibitor activity.
AUGAGGAGUGCAACUCUCUUUGCUCUCUUCCUUCUCUCUGCCCUAACCUUCUACCCUCCUUCAACCACCGCUCAACCUGUCAAGGACGCCUAUGGUAACAGCGUUAAAAAUGGUGGCUUAUACUACAUAUUUCCACGCUUUUGGGGAGGCGGCGGCGGUGGAAUUAAACGAGCCAUAACUGGAGACGAAACAUCCCCUCUCUCUGUUGUUCAAACUCCCUUCGAGACCGAUCCAGGAAACCCAUGGCGUAUUCAAUCCUUAGUCGCUGCCCUUUUUGUUCCUGAAGGCAGAGUGUACAUUAGCUACGAUGUUCAACAACCAGGUGUCCGCUCUAACUACUGGACCGCUGUUGAGGGUGAGGCUGAAAGAACCGUCGUUAAAUUGGGAUACCCAAAUUCCCACCCAGGCUUCUUCACUAUUCACAAAACUUCCUCAGCCGAUACCUAUAAAUUUCAGUUCUGUUCAAAUGACGACGCCACCUCCUGCAGUAAUGUUGGGAUCGUUAAGGAUGAUGCAGGGAACAGGCUUUUGGCCACCAAUCAAGAAAAACCAUUCGAGUUUAUUCUUGCGCCAGUUUCGUCUGUUGCAUCUAAAUGA